This is a messenger RNA of Echinococcus granulosus, 600 nucleotides long. RefSeq names its product Pyruvate kinase isozymes R/L. The transcript has 6 exons. Lineage: Eukaryota; Metazoa; Platyhelminthes; Cestoda; Cyclophyllidea; Taeniidae. Gene Ontology annotation, molecular function: potassium ion binding; magnesium ion binding; pyruvate kinase activity. Gene Ontology annotation, cellular component: cytoplasm. Gene Ontology annotation, biological process: glycolytic process. Bases 1 to 600 code for a protein of 199 amino acids. The record is from RefSeq and is a predicted model, not a curated record.
AUGCUGUCUGGCGAGACAGCGAAGGGUGCCUAUCCUGUAGAGGCAGUGCAAACAAUGGCAAACAUUUGCCGUGAGGCCGAGUCAGCCAUGUUCCACGGUCAGCUCUUCGACGACCUCAAGAGUGUGCUCGCUCUUCCUACCGACGCCACUCUUACCACUGCCAUCGCUGCUGUCGAGGCAUCCAAUCGCUGCCUGGCUCAGGCUGUAAUUGUCAUCACCACCAGCGGACGCACCGCUCAACUGAUUUCGCGCCAUCGCCCGCGCUGUCCAAUCAUCGCGGUGACACGUCAUGCUGUCGUAGCUAGGCAACUCCACCUCUACCGGGCUUGCCACCCCAUCUUCUACGGAGAUGCGCCCACAACACUGUCCUUCAGAUGGUCAAAGGUGGUUGCAAAGUUGGCCAUUGGAGAGGUGGAUAUCCCCCGAGAUGGAAGCUGUUGGCAUCCAACCUGUCAAGGUGGGCGUUUGGAUUGGGAUGUUGUCGAUGCGAGGGCGGUGUGGGGUGGUGACUGGGAUGGAGGUGGAGGUGGGGGUGAAGGCUGUGAUUCGUUGGAACUCGACCAGCAGAUGUCAUCAUCACUCUCUGAGAUGGGCAAGUGA